Messenger RNA from Zasmidium cellare ATCC 36951, 570 nucleotides. RefSeq lists its product as uncharacterized. The record is from RefSeq and is a predicted model, not a curated record. Gene Ontology annotation, biological process: protein folding in endoplasmic reticulum. NCBI's taxonomy places the organism in Eukaryota, Fungi, Ascomycota, Dothideomycetes, Mycosphaerellales, Mycosphaerellaceae. The transcript has 2 exons. Bases 1 to 570 code for a protein of 189 amino acids. Gene Ontology annotation, cellular component: EMC complex.
AUGGCGAGCCAACUACCACCACCACCACCCCCACAAUGGGUCCUCGACCUCAACUCGACACCACCCUCAAAAUCAAAGACCACCUUCCCCGACCCGCCAGGCUACACCCCAACCACCGCGCUCCAACAAUCCUCCAAAUCCAAGUCCUCCAAAUCCGCCGUCACCCCUCGCAAAGCACCCACCCCCGAAGAAAUGGACAGUCUCAAGCUCAAGAAAGCCUGGGAGCUCGCCCUUGCGCCCGCCAAACAACUCCCCAUGAACGCCAUCGGCAUGUACAUGACGGGGAACAGCCUGCAGAUCUUCAGCAUUAUGAUGGUGUUUAUGCUGUUCAAGGCACCCGUGCAGGCGAUUUUCAAUAUUCAGAGCACGUUUCAGAGACUGGAGAGUGAUGGGAACAAGGACCAGAUGAUUUUGGCGAAGUUGGCGUACAUUGGGUGUAAUCUGUUGGCGUUGGCGUUGGGGGUUUGGAAGGUUAAUGGGAUGGGGUUGUUACCGACGACGAGAUCAGAUUGGCUUGCGUGGGAGUCUCCAAGAGAACCGCUGGAGAGAGCGUAUUUCGUACCCUCGUGA